Messenger RNA from Leucoraja erinaceus (little skate), 8544 nucleotides. It is a transcript of the gene otogl, whose product is annotated as otogelin-like. The record is from RefSeq and is a predicted model, not a curated record. Gene Ontology annotation, molecular function: protein binding; alpha-L-arabinofuranosidase activity. The transcript is spliced from 58 exons. Gene Ontology annotation, biological process: L-arabinose metabolic process. NCBI's taxonomy places the organism in Eukaryota, Metazoa, Chordata, Chondrichthyes, Rajiformes, Rajidae. The coding region runs from base 63 to 7808 and encodes 2581 amino acids. Gene Ontology annotation, cellular component: extracellular matrix.
UUGAAAUCCCGUUGAUUGGAAUUAAUCUUUCCUUUUCUCGUUCACAGCAGAAAUCUAUUGAAAUGAACAUAGCUCGGAAACUUAAAUUCAUGGUACCGUGGAGUGUGUUCGUCUUUUAUUCACUUCUUCAAUUAUUUCAAGGAUCUCAUUGUGAAACCACGGGCCCUGGGCAAAACCAAUCAAAAAGGAGCAGAUUUGAUGCAGUUCUCCAGAAACGGAAUCUCCUAGCGGUAGAGGAUCAUAGUGCAUCUAUUGUGCAACAGGCAAGUUUAACCUACAAUUCUACAUACUCUGAAGGUGUCUGUUCACAUGAUUGCCUCAAUGGGGGCUUUUGCAGUCGGGAUGAUAAAUGUGACUGCAGGGAGCGCCAGGCUAACGGGAGCCGUUGUCAGACAGUUCCAAAUCUUGGAGUGGACAUAGCGGGAACAUGCAAGUCAUGGGGGCAAUACCAUUUUGAGACUUUCGAUGGCCUUUACUUUUAUUUUCCUGGAAAAUGUUCUUAUGUUCUUGCAAAAGAUUGUCGGACAACGGAGCCCCAGUAUAUGGUGGAGGUCCACAACAAUGAGGAAUGCACAUCUUCACCGUACUCGUGCUCGAGGACUUUAAGCUUGUUUUUUUCAAACGAAGAGGAAAUAACGAUUCUUGGUCAUUCAGUUACAAAAGGACGAAUCAGAUUGCUUUUGCCUCAGACUAUCGGGCACGCAUUCUUUGAACGUCUUGCUGAUUAUAUACUUGUGAAAACGACAUUUGGAUUUUCCUUGGCAUGGGAUGGGCUCUCUGGUGUUUAUAUUAAGCUCACAGAGGAACACAAAGGCAAACCUUGUGGUCUAUGUGGUAACUACAAUGGAGAUAUGUCUGAUGAUUUAAAUGCAAGCUAUAAUAUGGUGACUGAGGAUGUAGCUGUCUUUGGAAACAGUUGGAUGUCACAAUCUCCCUUUGAUUCCCCAUGUGAAUCUGUUCCAUUUGAUUUCCCUAGUCCAUGUCGGCACAAAGAAGCAGAAAUUAACGAUAUCAUUGCAAAAUGUGAAGUACUGGUUGGUUUCCCAUUUUUUACUUGUCGUGAAAAUGUCCAGCCGAAUUCAUAUGUCGCCAGCUGUAUUAAUGAUCUGUGCAAGGUGGAUGACACUGAAACUCAAUGCCGUGCCUUAAAAGAAUAUGCCAGGGCAUGUGCUCAUGCAGGCAACCCCUUAACAGAUUGGAGUGAUGAUUUUCCUGCUUGCAUUAAUCAGUGUGAAGAUAGUUUUGUUCAUCGCGACUGUAUUAGCUGCUGUCCACCGACUUGCACAUUUGAAAAGGAGUGUUUGGGGAGUAGCCUACACUGCCUGGAUGGUUGCUACUGCCCUGAUGGACUUGUCAUGGAAAAUGGAACUUGUAUAUCUGUGUCUGAUUGUCCAUGUGUAUAUCAUGGCACCGCCUACCCAAUAGGAUCUCACUUACAGGAGGGCUGCAAUAUGUGCAUCUGCAGAGGCGGUGUUUGGAAUUGUACAAACAGCGAUUGCCCAGCUGAAUGCUCAGUCACAGGAGACAUGCAUUUUACCACCUUUGAUGGUCGGAUUUUUACAUUCCUUGGCACAUGCCAGUAUAUCUUUGCAAAGAGCCACAGAAAUAACAAGUUCUCUGUGACAUUACAGAAUGCACCUUGUGGCCAGAAUCUGGAUCACAGUUGCAUUCAGUCAGUAACCCUGGUGACAGAAGGUGAUACAAGUAACCAAGUAACCUUAAGCAGGACAGGGGAAAUCCACCUUGGCAUCCACCAGGCAAUUAGCCUGCCUUAUAACAACGGAAUAAUUGAAAUCGCUAGGUUGUCAUCUUUAUUUGUACAAGUGAAGACAACCUUUGGUCUCUCAAUGAAGUUUGACAAUGAAGGUGGAAGGCUGUAUCUCCAGGUUGACAGCAGGUGGAAGGGAAACACUAUGGGUCUGUGUGGAACAUAUAAUGGAAAUUUACGAGAUGACUUUCACUCCCCUGUAGGUAUGAUUGAAGGUACGCCACAGUUACACGCUAAUGCGUGGAAGAUUUCUUCAGCUUGCAUAACUCCAGUAAAUAUUCCUUUGGUUGAUCCCUGUGAUACCAACCAACAAAAUGCUUUAUAUUCAUCCACAAUGUGUGAUCUUCUCAAUCAAGAUCUCUUUGCUCCGUGCCACACCUUUGUGAAUCCCAGUGUCUACUAUCAGCAGUGCCGCUAUGAUGCUUGCAAAUGUGGAAGUUUAUGCAUGUGCACUGCCCUUGCCCACUAUGCCUAUCUUUGCGCCAAACACAAGAUUUUCAUUGACUUCAGAUCAGACGUGUCAGACUGCGGUGUGGUCUGCCCAGCGAACAUGUUGUACCAUGUUUGUUCUUCAUCUUGUGGUCGCACCUGUGAAUCACUUUCUUUAUAUGAAAACUGUAGUGAUGAUUGUGCUGAAGGCUGCAACUGCCCCGAUGGGACAUUUCAUGAUGAAAUAGUACAUCUUUGUGUGACAAAAGCGCAAUGCUCCUGUCAAUUUAUGGGAGGAAUAUUUCAGGCAGGAGAGGUCACUUUCAGUAACUCCGGACCAUGCGUGUGCAGGAAUGGAAGAGUGGACUGUGUCCCCAGAGAACCAGAACCUGAACCAGGGGACUGUCCGCACAAUAAGAGAUAUUUUGACUGUCGAGAUCCCCAGCCUGGUUUGCCUUGGACAGGGGCAGCGUGUGAGGUCACUUGUGAAAACCUAAUGAUGAAUGUUACCUGUUCACCCAUGACACCCUGCAUUUCAGGGUGUGUUUGUUCCCCUGGGUUGAUCAAACAUGGUAGAGACUGCUUUCUGCCUGAAAGUUGUCCAUGCAGUUGGAAAGGGCAGGAAUAUUUGCCUGGAGAAGUGGUUUCUACACUUUGUUACACUUGUUUAUGUCAACGAGGAGUUUUUAACUGCACAUACCAUCCAUGUCCCGCUGUGUGCACCAUCUACAGUGAUCGACAUUAUCGUAGCUUUGAUGGACUGGAGUAUGAUUAUGUCAGUGACUGCCAAGUUUACUUGGUGAAGAGCAUCUCCAAUUUGAAUGUUCUUAUAACCGCACAAAAUGUGGAUUGUUAUGACAGUGGAAUUAUUUGCAUGAAGUCCCUUGUUAUUUCAGUUGGAAGCACCAAUCUUUAUUUCAAUGACAACUCUGGGAAACCAAGUUUGUCCGGAGUGAGAAGGGAAUCUAAUGACUUUCAGCUUUGGAAGGCCGGUUAUUACUCAGUGGUACACUACCCACAGCAGGAGAUUACAGUGUUUUGGGAUAAAAAGACAACCAUUCACAUUCAGCUUGGGCCACAGUGGCAAGGUAAGGUCAUGGGAUUGUGUGGAAACUUUGACAAAAAUACAGCGAAUGACAUGACUACAUCAAACAACAUGGAAGUAAGCAAUGCCCAAGCUUUUGGAGAUAGCUGGGCUCUUGGACAGUGUGUCAGCAGGAAUGGUAUCACCAGGCCAUGUGAGGCUGAUUUGAUAAGGCAGCCUUUUGCAAAGAGAGAAUGUGCUAUUCUGUACAGUGAGGUUUUUGCUCCUUGUCAUAAUGCGGUUGAUGUCACCUGGUUUUACAAGAAUUGUCUCACCGACACAUGUAACUGCAACCGUGGUGGGGACUGCGAAUGUUUCUGUACCAGUGUUACUGCUUAUGCACACAAGUGCUGUCAGAAAGGAGUGGCGAUCCAUUGGAGGUCACCUAGUGUUUGCCCUUUUGACUGUGAAUAUUACAAUCAAGAUCUUGGAGAAGGCCCCUAUAUGUUCAUAAACUACAUGUGGAAUGACACAGUUAUUGCAAGCAACAGGAUCAAUGGGAGCAUUUUACCUUUGCAAAUCGACAAUGCUGGAGAGAACAAUUUGAUGAAUUUCAUGAUUACACCUGGACUGUACAAAACAAAACAAUCAGGAUUGCCUGUUGUUUCCCUUGAGUCUGCUGAAAGACCAAAUUACUUCAUACACAUUGGUGAAAGUGAUAAUCUACGCUUGGAGCAAUGGGAAGACAACCAACAUUUCCAUGAAGCUGCUUCAUUCAUUCAUCACCAAAGCAACUGGAUCCCAGGCUAUAGCACGUUUGAAUUAUACAGCAGGAAGGGAUAUUUCAUCUCGCUGACAACAUCAGCUGUUAAAGUAGUUCAAUAUGAGUAUUCAGAAUCAUUUAGGCUCUCAAGUAGCUUCAGGGUUGAAGAAAGCAGCCUGGUUAUACCAUACAGAACAAUGUGUGAAUUUCGAUAUGAAGCCUGCACCCGUCCUUGCAUCAAAACAUGCAGCGACCCUCAUGCAAUAGCCUGCAAGUUUUUAUCACCGGUAGAGGGAUGUAUGGCACAUUGCCCAAAGAACAUGCUGUUUGAUGAAGUCACACUCAGAUGCGUAUAUCCAGAGGAUUGUAUUAACAUAACUACAACUGAUUUACCUUAUUUAACACCAACAACAUCUCCAGCAACAGAAGCAACAUACAGAUUUUCCACCACACCAAUGACGUCAGCAGUAAGACAGUUAACAAUGACCAUUCCUGGUCCAACAACAGCUCUUUCAACGAUGACAACCGUUACCUCUAAACCCCCGGUAACUUCCUCUACACCGGUUCAGACAACAUCUUUUACAUCUACAGAACCUGCUAUAAAGUCUACGGAGACCACUCUAACUUCGGUCGGGAGUACCAGUACAACAAACGUUACAACUGAGGUUCCAGGCCCACCUGGAACUUCUAUACACACUACUGAAAAGAUGCCUCCUUCCAGCAGCAUGGGUUACUCAACCACAUCAGCUAGCAACACUUCUGAAGUGAUUAUUUACCCAACACAUGGUGCAGAUACCACUGUUCAGCCAGAAGUAAUAAAACCUCAGUAUAGCACAACCACUGAAAGCACUGCAACUACAACAAGUCAACAGGUAACAGUGGCGGAGGCAGUAAUCACAACAGAGGGGGUAAGCAGCCAGUCUGCAGCACCAGCUACCACCACGAGCAGGACAUCGGCCCUCACUCCAGAAGUGCCUGCCACCCUUGUGACAACUCCAACUCCCUCAGUUUCAGCUUCAUCAAUGAGCGUUGAGGAGAAAGCCACAUCGGAGCUGACCACAGCGUCACAGACUUCUACUUUAACUCGGACAACACCUCUUUCUGCAACCAGUCCUCAGCUAGAAACUACAAUUCCAUUUGGAAUCUCUGAUUCUCAAACUGUGGCACCAUCGGUGACUCCAGCACUAUGCACAUGCCCUUUUAAUGUGACACAGCCAAGUUGUGGUUUUCUGGGAAUGCCGGUCCAGAUCAACAAUGAUAGGUGCUGCCCGCAAUGGGAGUGUCCAUGUCGCUGCUCAAUGUUCUCUGACCUACACGUCAUUACAUUUGAUGGCAAUGAUGUAGGAGUUUAUGAUGCUGCAGCCUAUGUAUUGACCCUGUUACCACAAGAAACUAUUGUUGCUCAUAUUGAACAAUGUUCAACCCGGGAGAGUGCAAAUUCUAUAAGGCGUCCUGUGCCUGGGGGAAACUCUGGAUUAUGCUUUAAAAAGUUGAACAUAACCUCGCAUAAGCACAGAGUUCUCAUUGAUCGACUUGAAAGAUUGACAACAGUGAACUCUCGGCCUGCUCGACUCCCCUUCACCAAAUUAGGCUUCCACAUACAGGAUACUGGAGCAAUGUACCUGAUCAAGACCCCAGCAGAUGUCACAAUUCAGUGGUAUCGUAGCACAGGCAUCAUUGUGUUGGAAUUUGGUUUGCCUUCCAACAGAACCAUAGGAACUAAAGGCUUGUGUGGCUGCUGCAAUGGCAGCCCUGCUGACGAUCUCAAGCUACUGAAUGGAACCAUUGUUACAGAAGUAGAAAAUAUAGGACUUUUCCUUGAAAGCUGGAUGGUUGAAACGUCUGGAUUAAAGAGAGAUUGCUUUCGAUGCCGAAAACAGAAUUGCACCACUGGUAACUGUACUGCUUGCUUUGACAUGUUGAACCAGAAUCCUUGGACCCUAUGUCAUCAGCAUGUCACCCCAGAAAUAUUUUGUGAGCUGUGGAUUAGAGAUUUUCAUUAUGUGACACACCAAUGUGAUGCUUUGGCUUUAUAUGCGGCUGCUUGCAAUAAAUACAAUGUUUGCAUUCCAUGGAGAACUCCAGAAUUUUGCCCACUCAGCUGCCCUGUAGGCAUGGAAUACCAACCUUGUGUGCCAGCUUGUGAAAGCAAAAUGUGUCAGAAUAAGGACUUCUAUUUGGAGCACGACCCCACUUGUUCAUUCAUCAGUGAGAGUUGUGUCUGUCCACGUGGGACUUUGCUGCACCAACCUGAUUCCAACUAUUGCAUUACUGAAGAAAAAUGUGCCUGCACAGACAAUGAAGGCCGACCACGAUCGGCAGGCGAGACCUGGAAUGGAUCUCAUAAAGGGUGCUGUAUGUACAACUGCUUGGAUAAUGGGACCAUCAUCUCUAUUGAACCUGAAUGCAGUGAAGUAUCAUCGCCAAUCUGUGAACGAGAAGGAGAGAUUAUUAUUGAUGUCAUUGAAGAAGGAGCAUGCUGUCCAAAGAAGAUUUGUGAGUGCAAUUUGACCAUAUGUGAAAGUGAUGUCCCAACAUGUGAAAAUGGAGACAAACUGAUGAUUGGCUACAGUGCCAUCUCCUGUUGCCCUGAGUACCGAUGUGAAUGCGACCCUCUGGCAUGUCCAACAAGUUCAUUGCCUGCAUGCAGGGAGGACCAGUUCCUUGUUGAAGUGCGAAUAGACGACUCUUGCUGUUUCUCAUUUCAAUGCGUGUGCGAAUCAUGCAUUGACCCAAUUCCGACGUGCAAUGAAGGAGAUGUUCUUGCAGUAGAUCUCAACACUGCUGAUCGUUGCUGUCCACUCUACCACUGUGUCUGUGAUGAAAACUUGUGUUCCCCUCCCAACAAGACCUGCGCUGUUGGAAUGAAACUUAUGAAGGUGCAGAUUUCAGGACUCUGCUGUCCUGACUGGCAAUGUGAUUGCAGCUGUGAAAACACUACCAUGAAGAUGUGUAGAGUGGGCGAAGUUCUAACAGAGGACCCUGGCUUUCAAGAUAUCUGCGGCUGUACUCGUUCCAUCUGCAGAAAAGCUGAUGUCUGUGUCUUCCAAGGUGUCACUGCACUUAAACUUGGCCAGUCACUGGUUCAGCACCUUGAAGGCGACCAAUGUUAUAUAGCAAGUUGUCUCCAGAGUGCAGAUCAACCCACAGAAUCUCCUUCAAUGGAAGUGUCGAUAGUUAACUGUUCUGCAAAAUGUGAACCUCACCAAGUCUAUGUUCCUUCAACUGAUCCGUACGUUUGCUGUGGAACUUGUAAGAAUAUGUCAUGCCCUUUUGAGGAAGAAGGCAGCAUUGUUUUACAUAAUGCUGGAACCUCAUGGAUUGUUGACUGUAUCAGAUAUGAAUGUGUGGAGACAACUGUUGGAGUCAUGAUGCUUGGCUCUGGAAUGGUCUGCCCACCAUUUAAUGAGACUGAAUGCAUGCAGAAAGGGGGAAUUACAAAGCUUUAUAUGGAUGGCUGCUGCAGGACUUGUUCUGGAUUGGGUUUAUUACCUUUUACCAUUAGUCCAGUAGUCCCAACUGGUAGUACUAACUGUGACACAGGCAAAGAAGAUGUAAGGCCUUGCCGAAAAUUAGAUGUCAAAAUGAUCAUUAGGAAAGAUGACUGCCGUACCACUGGCACUGUCACUGUGGCUUCUUGUGAUGGUAAGUGCCCAUCAGCUAUGAUAUUCAACACUAAUAUCAACAGCUAUGCAAAAUUCUGCAAAUGCUGCCGUGAAGUCGCCCUCACAGAUCUGACUGUGCCACUUUAUUGUGCGGGAAAUGCCACUUGGAUUGACUUUACAUUUCAAGAGCCAACAGAUUGUUCUUGUCGAUGGAAUUAAUCUACUUUAAGUACGAGUCAAACACAGAGUUGGAUAAUGGCCUAGAAAUUGGUUGUUUCUUACUGGAAAUAUGCUCAACAUGAUGUAAUAGAGUGCCCAUCACUCUUAGUAUUGGAAAUAGAUAAAGAGGCAUCAUAGUAAUAAAAGGAGGCUUUCACCGAUGAACUGCUGGAACCCAAGCAGUAGGCGUCUGCAGCUCACUCUCUCUAUAUAAGGCCCACGUCGCAUUGUUGAGUUGCAUUGUUCUGCUGGAAGGCACACUCCAAAACAAACCAAUUUCUGGGCCACUCAACAUUCAAAUCUACAUUUCAAAAUAUUAACUACAAAUUUAGAAUUGUUUUGUUUAAUACUUUACAAAUACCAUUUGUAAAUUAAGUAGAUAAUUAAGUAACCUUUUGUGGAAAUUAGCAGGUUCAAUGUUGUAACGGUAAUCCAAUAACAUUUGUAUUCACCUACUUUAGCUAUUAUAUAAGAAUAAUACUUUAUAACUAUGAAUGCUUUGGCUAUGUGAUAAAUGUUUUGUAUUACAAAAUUUAGUUCCUCAUGCAUUUCCUUUGCUAUGAGUAUCUGACAUUAAUUUCUUAAAUAGAUGCUUUACCUUCAGAUUGCUCAUAUCAAGCAGUUUACUUUUUAUAGACUGCCUACAAAUUGUAUUGCUCGUUACUUGCUGGCAUUAUUAAUUGUAAAUUAUAGUGUCGCAUAAUGUACUUGCUAAGCAGUUAUGCAACAAAUAAAA